This is a messenger RNA of Closterium sp. Naga37s-1, 6096 nucleotides long. The record is from the annotation of a GenBank genome assembly. NCBI's taxonomy places the organism in Eukaryota, Viridiplantae, Streptophyta, Zygnematophyceae, Desmidiales, Closteriaceae.
AUGAUCCCCGACGUGAAGCUGCGGAGCUGGCUGUCGCGCAAGGACCGCAAGGACGGCGCGGAGGACUCCCCGCGGGGCAGCGCCAGAGAGCCGUCGGGGAAAGGCAGGGAGAAGCAAGGGGGGGGGACGGGACUCGACAGGCUGGGCGCAGGGGGUGCGGAUGGCGCGCGCGGUAAGUCUGGCGCGGCGGCAGGCGGACAAGCGGUGCUUUCAGCGGAGGGUGACGUGCCGCGCUCCGCCUCGUCCGACGCGUCCUAUGCGCGCAACCCGCGCGCCGACAUUGCGCGCGAUAUGCCUCCCGGGGGAGCGAUGAGCCCCACGGACGAGGAGCUGGAUCGCGCCAUGGCGGAGAUGGGCUGCGCGGGCGGGGGCCUAGGGACGGCGGGGGGGGCGAGUUCCGCGCAAGCGGGAUCGCCGAGCGGGGCGGUGACUCCGCGGUCGCGGCGGGAGAUAUGGAAGUGGCGGAGGAGUCGCACGACGGCGCUGCCAGUGGGCGGCACGGUGGGCCGGGGAAACGCGGCGGCGCUGCGCGGGUGGCUGGACCGCGAGAGCUCCUUCGCGAGCUCCACGGGCGGAGAGUCCGCCAGCGGGGUCUCCGCCGUGGGGUCUGAGGGCACUGCGGGGGGCGGAGGGGCAGGAGGGGGGAAGCGGGAGGCGGAAGACGGCGGAGGGGAGCAGAACGGGGGAGGGGAUGCGGGUGGGGGGGGCGGGGCGGCAGGGAGCGGUUGGAAGCGGUGGCGGCUGUCGCGGCAGCUGGGGUUCGGCGCGGAGGACGUGCGGGUGAUGCGCGAGUUCCUGGCGCACCGCGACGCGUGGGUGGCGCUGGAGGCGAGCCCCUCCACGCGCUUCUACGUCUUCGACUACAUGCAGACCGUCCGCUCCGGCGCUUACCCGCGCGUGCUCGCGGUGAGGCUCACGCGCCCUUUCGUGGUCGUCCAUUCGUCAACGCUUCGCCGUCACACGCCCUGUUGUCGUUUUGCUCAGAACACCCCUGCCCCCUACUUCCCACCCCUCCCGUCCCUUCCCCCACCCCCUGCCCCCUUUCCCCGCCCCUCUUCCAACCCUACACUUUCUGUCGCUGCGUCUUGUUCUUGCUCCCCCUUUGCCCUGGGCGAGCUGCUUUUGGUGCGCGCGCACGGGCUGUCGGAGGCGGAUCUGAAGAGCCAGAAGCGCGAGACGCUGCAGCUGCUGGCGCUGCUGUUCUCGCAGCACGACGGGCUGUGGCGCCUGCGCCGCCAGCAGCUGCUCGAACUCAUCGUCUCCGCGCCCCCCUGGCUCGCCGCGCCCCACGGAGAGCAGCACGCGGACGAGUGGGCGGAGGGGGACGAGGGAGGGGGGGAGGGAGUGGCGGAGCGUGGCGCGGGAGGGGACGCGGUGGGGCGAGAAGAGGGGCGGGGCGCGGAGGAGGAGGGGCAAGGGAACGGCAUGGUGGAGGAGGGCGGGGGCGGGAAGGAGGGUGGGCAGCGUGAUGGUAGGCGCGGGGAUGGGUCCCCAAGUGCAGUGAGCGUGGCAGCAGGCUCAGGUGCUGCACAAGGGGCGGAUGAGCAGGGGCCUGGGGCGGAGAAGCAGGAGGGCUGUACCAGGGACGCGGGGGAUGCGGGCAGGGAGGGGCAAGGGGAAGAGGGGGUGGAUGGGAGGCAAGCGGUGGGGGUGCGCGAGGGGGAGCAGACGAAGGGGUCAUUGGAAGCGGGGCAUGGUGUGGUGGUGGCGCGUGUGGCGCGCAGUGCGGGCGCAGGCAUGCAGGGGAGUGACGCCACGGACGGGGCAGUGGCAGGAGGAGAGGCGAGGGUUGCGGGUGGGGGGGAGGGCGCAGAGGCGAAUGCAGGGCGGAGGGAGAACUUACGUGGUGCAGGGGGGGGCAUGGGGUCAGGGACGGGCGGGCGGGGCAGAGGAGCCGCGCCCAUGCCAUGGCCCGCGCCCCCGGCCCUGAGAGCCAGAGUAGAGGCGGCCGGGGACGACGGCGCAGCACCACAGGCCACAGCUGCUGCUGCUGCAAGGGACGGCGGCAGCGGAACAGUGGCGAGGAGCAGCAGCAGUGGCAGCGGUGGCGGCGGUGGGAGCGGCAGCGGAGUGGCGAGUGGGUGGGCGGCGUCGGAGAUGUAUCGGCGCAUGAGCAGCAGCUUCCUGCAGCGCGACAAGGAGCUGCUCUCCGCCUUCCUGCAGCGCGCCGCGCACUGGGACUCGCUGGCGCCGCGCACGCCCAUGCACGCGCGCUUCCUGGCCACGGUGGAGGGGCUGCGCGCGGGGCAGCACGGCGAGCUGGCGGGCAUGCGCGGCAUCGUGAUGGCGCAGCGCGACGCUGUGGACGCCUCUGACGUGCUCCGCCUCAACACCGGCGCCCUGCAGGGCGUGUGGGGUGGUGGGCGUGGGAGGGCGUUCGUGUUAGGCGGCGAGGUGGUGCGCUGCUGUGGUGAUGUGGUGGUGAGAUCUGCUGGAGAUGAGCAGUAUGGGUGCGACACCCAGCAGGUGCUAGCGGGGGUGCUGUCAGACACGGCGGUGCACGGCAGCACUGCACGCGACGACCUCAUUGCCAUCUGCCUCUCCCACGGCCCCUGGCUGCCGCCCACUCCUGCCACGCCCGCCACGCCCGCCACUCCCGGCAGCACCCGCUCACGUCGCUCGCGCAGCAGGGGGUUCUCCCGUGGGGUGGGCGAGGCGUGGGACGAGGGCGUGGUGCGACGCCUGGACGCGGCGGAUGGGGCUGUUGGCAGUGGCAGUGCACGGAUGGAGGGGGAGAGCGGGCGGGACAGGGGCGGGAGAAAGGGCAGAGGCGACAGAGAAGGGGAGGCGGGAGAAGGGGAGAACGGGGUGGGCGGUGGGGAGGAGGAAGGAGGUGGGGUGGGGCGUGGCGAGGAGGGGGGGAGCGGCAGGGGCAGCAGCAAGGAGGCGUUCGCGUAUGGGGGCACAUGGGGUGGCAGCCGCAGCAAGGGUGCAGGCAAGAAGGGGACGUUGAGUGGCAAGCACAGGGCGGAGCUGGAGAAGCUAAGGCAGGAGGUGCGCAUGAUCGAGGAGAAGGCCAAGCUCAAGAAGCUCAUGCUCCAACCCACGCCCCCCCAACAUCCCCAUCCUGCUGCCGCUGCUCCUCAUGCUGCUGCUGCUGCCGCUGCCACUCUUGCCGCUGAUGCGGGUGGCAGUGGGGGUGGUGCAAGGGAGCGGGAUAACAGUGGCAGGAGUUUGCGCAGGAGUGCGAGUAGAGGAUCCAGGUCGUUCUCUCACAGGGACCACCACAUUGCUGCAGCUGCUGCCACUGCAGCUGCUGCUCCACCUCCCACUGCGCCGCCUGAACCAUCGACAGCCUCUCCUGAUGCCCAGUCCACCGCAGCAGAGCAUGCACAUGAGCAGCAUGCCGCGCACAUCACCUCCCCCCCUGAACCCACCGCCACCGCUACCCCGUCACCCCUGCUGGGCUCAUCCCCCUCGGACGCCCCCAGCUUCCGAUCCAUGGUGUCCCCUGCGGCCUCUGCUGCACAUGGUGAUGGCGGUGCUGACGCCAUGGAAUCCCACCUUGCUACGCCCGUGGCCUCGUCCUCGCAUGCACCGCAUCCCAUGCCCUCCCACGCGCAUGCACCUGUGCUGCAUGGCGCGCACAUGACUGGCCCUCGGGACCUGUACUCCGCUGCAGCCCCUGCUGCUGCCACUCAUCUUUCUGGGGGCGCCCCUAGCGCUGGCGCUGCCGGCAGUGAGGAAAUGCCUGAUGCGCCUGCUCCACCCUCCACCACCGCCACUGCACCACCACCUUCCACUUAUGCUGCUCUCACUCUGCCCGACCCUGCUGCCACCGGUACCACCAGCACUGGCAGCGGGCAUGAGUGGGAUGCGGUGGGCGUCUCCUCUCGGGGCGUGCGCGCGUGGCACAGGCAGCCCAUGACGCCCAACCUGGGUGCGUCGUCGCGGCGCCUGCGGCCGCUGGCGUUCCUGCGGGGGGACGGCGAGCAGGGCGAGGAGGUGCAGGUGCGCAGCCCGGGGUCACAGGGCGCCAUGGGGCUGGCCGCGCAUGGGGACGACGGCGAGCUGCGCGGCAGGGGCCGUGGGGCGUCACGCAUGCGCGGCAGGGAGCGCAGGGAGCGCGUGGUGCUGGGCGGCUGGGAGAUGGAUGGGGAGCGUGGCGUGGGGGAGGGCGCGGAGUGGGACGCGGGGGAGGGGGGUGAGAAUGGCGGAGAGAGAAGUGCACGGGGUGAAGGGGGUGUGAGGAGCUUAGAGGGGCAGUAUGGGAUGGAUGUAUUGGUGAACGGUGGUGGUAUUGAGGAGGAAGAGGAAGAGGGGGUGGAGGAGGUGGAGGGAGGAGGGGGAAUGGAGGAAAGGGGGAUUGAGCAGGAGGAGGAACACGAGCAGGAGGAAUAUGAAGAAUUGGAGGAAGGGGGGGAGGAAGUGGAGGAAGAGGAGGAAUUUGAGGAGGAAGGGGGAUUGGGGGAGGAAGAGGGAGUGGGGGAGGAAGAGGGAGUGGGGGAGGAAGAGGGAAUGGGGGAGGAAGAGGGAAUGGGGGAGGAAGAGGGAAUGGGGGAGGAAGAAGGGGCAGAAGGGGGACUGGAAGAAGAGGGGGCAGAUGAAAGAGUGGAGGAGGGAGGAGAGGAGGGGGAUGAGGGGACACUAGCAGCAGAGAUGGAUGAUGCUGCUGCGCGUUUCUUUGACUCGCGUGGAGACGCAGGGGUGUGGCAGGGCAUAGGAGCGGCGGCAGCACCUGCAGCAGGGGAGCUGGCGAGGAGAUGGAAGAAGGGAAAAGAGAGGGCGUCCCAGCAAGCGCGCAAGGGCGGGGGAGAUGUGAAAGCGGGCGAGGAGCAGCAGAGGGAGGCGGAGGACGCGGAGGCAUUGCUGUCAGCAGCGGCGGCAUCAGGUGCGGGCAGGAGGAAGGGGCUGGGAGGAGGCCACAUGGACCCCGAUCCCAGCGCCACACUGCUGCUGCGCCGCUUCAAGGCCAGAGAGGGCCUACCCGCUGGUGGAGACGACGCUGGCAGUGCCACGCCCACACACGCUGCAGAAUCCCCUGCCACCUCCCACGAUGGCCUCGCAGAGGGCUCUCACUCUCACUCACAUGCACCACAGCCGUCAGCAUCAUCAGCAGCAGCAGGAGCAGCGGGGCAGGCAUCGUCGCGCGCGGUGCACCACGCGGCAUCGCCGUCCUACUCGUCGCUCACGGUGGCCAUCCCGCGUGCCCCCCUGGGCUCCUCUGACCUCGCCCAGCACUCCCUCUCCCAUGCCAGCCCCGCCUCCCACGCCAGCCCCUACGCGCGCAGCCCCUACCACGCCAGCCCCUCGUCCCAGGCCAGCCCCUCCCACUCCAGCGCCUCCUCCUCCCAGGCCAGCCCGCCUCAAGUCAAGACCCACCGCCACCACCACAACCACCACCACCACCCUCCGCACCCCCCACAGCAGCAGCAUCAGCAGCAGCAGGGUUCCCUCCACGGCCCCUCUCGGCUCUCCCCCACAGGCAACUCCCCGAGCAGUGCAGCAAGGCAGGGGGGAGCGCGACAGGGGGGCGGUGGGCCAGCAGAUGGAGCGGAUGAGAUGGACGAGGUGAGUCGCCUGGAGCACGAGGCGCUGCUGCGCUUCUCAUCGGGUGCGCGGCAGCUGGAGGUGCAGGCGGACAGGGAGAGGCACGCCGUGGACGUCGCAGAAGCCCGCGUCGCCUCCGCUCUCGAGCGCCUCGAGGCCGCCCGGCGCGCCGUGGCUGAGGAGAAGGCUCGGCGCGCGGCAGCAGUGGCUCGGUGGAAGGGGGCGAUGGUGGCGGUGGAGGAUGGCAGCGAGCUGAUGGAGGAGGCGUGUGCCGUGGUCAGGCGCAAGGCGGAUGAGUGCCGCGACGCCUGGCGGCGCCAUGUGGAGUCCACCCAGCGCCUCACCUCGGGGGGCAGCACGCCGGGGGGCACAACGCGCAAGAAGAUGAACCGCAUGCGGCAGGAGGAGUUUGAGCGUGCGGCGCGCACACAUGAGGAGUUCCUGCGGCUGUGGGAAGAGCUGGAGGCGCUGUGCAAGCCCAGCCUGCAGGCCGCCGUGCAGCGCCUGGCCAGUGGGUCGCUGCAUGUGGAUGGGGACACGGGCGAGUACAGCAUGCAGGCGCCCACCAGCAAGGGCCGCAGUAGAGGCCGCGACAAGCUCAAAUAA